Molecule: messenger RNA, 2824 nt
Organism: Helicoverpa zea (corn earworm)
Lineage: Eukaryota; Metazoa; Arthropoda; Insecta; Lepidoptera; Noctuidae
Product: cilia- and flagella-associated protein 157-like
Exons: 1
Coding region: 1-1905 (634 amino acids)
Cellular component (GO): cilium; ciliary basal body
Molecular function (GO): microtubule binding
Source: RefSeq, a predicted model, not a curated record
AUGGCACCUAAAAAAGAUAAAGGAAACAAAAAUGACGAGAAAGGUGGAGUAUUUACUGAAGUGGAGAGAACAUUUAUGGAACUCCAGCUAGCCGAUUGCAACCGCAAGGUAGCUAGGCUUAGAUCCGCUGUGGAAGAGUAUGAGGCACGCAUCGAAGAACUACAAAAAGCCUAUGCAAAGUUGGACGAAGACAGGGCUGAUAUCAUCGCUUACCUGAAACGAACACUUACUGUGAAAAGUGAGGAAAAUAUCGAGCUGAAAGAAAAAGUUAAAGGUUUGGAGGAGAUCAGACAAAUUGAAAAUGAACGGUUCAACGAAACCACACAACAAUUAGAAAAAGACUUUAUUUUUAUGAAAGAACAGCUUACGUCGGAGAAUAAGUUAUUGGCAGGUAAACUGAAUACUUUAGAAGAGUUUAGAGCUAUAAGAGACGAUUUAAUGAGGAAGUUUGAAAACCAAGAACAAGAAUUUCAAGACCAAGAAAUGAAAUACAAACGCCUUAUAUACGAAUCUGAAAAGAAAUUUAUCAUUGGUAAAGAUAACUUAAAGAAAGAAAUGGAAGCCAGACUAUUACAACUUGCUCAAGAUUUCCAAGAUGCAACAGAAUUAAGGGUCGCUGCUUCUACACAUAGAGUGAUUAGGGAAAACAUAGCUAUUAACAAUGAAUUGGAAAAUAUUUUAAACUCUCAAGUUAGACUGUCAACACAAAAUGAAUCUUUUAAAGAGGUAAUGCGAAAGGCACAAGUGUCUAAAGAGUUGGCUGAAGAGGAGCGAGAUAAAGCUAUUAACAAGAGUGUUGUACAACUAAAAGUAAUUGAUCAGCUAACUAAAGCAUUUGAAUCAAUGAAGAAAGAAAAAGCCUUAUUUGAAAGAAAAACUUAUAACUUCGAAGUACUGCAAGGAAAAAUUGAACGAUUGACUAAAGAAAAUGUCAAUCUUGGCUUUCAAGUGCGUGUACUGGAACAAAACUUACAUGCUCGCGUAAGUGAUCAAAAUAAAGCAGUAGUUGAAGCGGCAAAAAUGUCCAAAGAACGUGAUAAAUUGAAAAAAAUCCUUAAAGAAGCAGCAAUCGCUAUCCAAGCGGCUCUAAAAUUGGACAAAUGGGCAUCAACUGAAGAGUCAACAGAAGUUAUGGAUAGGCACGUUUUGCUUUCACAUUUGUUGGAAAUUGUAUCACAGUUCCGUGAACUUGAACAAUCAGACUCCGUGGGCACAAUAGGUUCAUUUAGUAAAAUAUAUGAAGAAGGUGAUCUGGGUUUUGUUCCUAAGCCAACGAAGAAAAAGGCCCCUGUAGUGUCAUCUGUUCCCAGUGCAAUUAUUUCUAUGAAAAACGGCACCAUUCCGGCUGAAGAUGCGAGACCACCAUUGGAGUCAGAGUCCCGCUCUACUCUGGGAGGCAGCAUCGAUACCGUGCCUAGUAUUAAAGUGUUACCUCUGAAUUCGCAAAAGGAAGUGGUUAUAAAUGAAAGUAUAGAAUCUUUUGUGGCAUCUUCUUAUCAAUCGGAAGAAAUAGCUGUAGAGGAAGAACAGGAAGAAGUGCCAGAGGAUGAUAUUGAAAAGAAAUUGGCAGCAAGUAAAGUUGAGAUGCAGAAAUCUUUGAUGAAAGAUUUAGCGCUCUCCCAAGUAAUCCCAGAGCGUUCGGAGGUAAUGAAGGACAAAGAAACGAAGUCCAUGGCACAAAUGAGACAUAGUCUGGUUAUGGAGGAAAAACCAGAUGUAGAUACUAAAGUACAGGAAAUUGAAAUGGAAGUACUAAUGGAAGAAGACUUAGAUGUUGAUGAUGGGGAUGUUGAAAUUGAUGUUGUUGAUGAUGAUGAUUUUGAUAACGAUGAUGACGCUGGCGAUGACGGAAAAGAGGAAGAUCUCAGUGGAGUAUCAGCCGACAAGGUCUCAGAGUCCCAUUAGUAAGCAAAAGGAACCUCAUCAUUAUUUGGGUGUUAUAUUUUUUAUUUUUUGAUAUGUUUAUUUUAUUUUACUUUUUUUUUAUAAUGCCAUUUUGCAUUAAAUUUUAUUUUUCUUUUAUUUUAUAUUUUUUUUUAUCUGACGUGCGUGCAUAUCGAUUUCUCGCAUAAAAGAGAAAAUUCGAUUUACGUUCCCUGUGAGCCUAACCAUCGUUAAUCUUAGUUAGUUUAAAAUAUGUACAAUGUGUGUUACCUACCCAUUUCGCUGGCUACUUUAUGUAUGCCAUUAAUUUCAUUAUUUAUUGUUCACUUAUGACUUGCGUCCCUAGCUGCGUUGGUUAUCUUAUCUUUGAUGAAACUCCAGCCUACUAUAUCACUAUCAAGGCUUUGCUAUGUUAUUGAUCUAACAUACGGUUGGUAGGCUUAACCUUCUCGACUGUCGUUUAUGUAAGUAUCACAGUUUUUCUAUUAGUUUAAAUAUGAUUAAUUCUAUAGAUAUACUUAUUGUGUAUGCAUAUAUAAGUUUUAUUUAUUCUACUAUAAAUGAAAUAUGUUAUGGUUUAUGUUGUUUUAGCUAUUCUAAUUAUUCUUCUUCCUCUUCAGAGUUCUAUUGUUCGAUUAUUGCUCUGUGCUUGUUGGUUCUUGUCUGGUUUGAGACUCCUGAAUGACUGGUUCCGCAUGCGUGCUUGGUAACGGCUGCGGGUCUUUUAGUUUCUUGUGUGUCUAGUGUUUGUGUGUGUAAGUGUUAUCCUUCUAGUAUUCGUACGAAUACUGAGUAUCUUUCUGAGUAUAUUUGAUGAAUGUAUACAUAGCUGUCUGUUUUUAGAAUAUAUAUAUUAACGUCGAUUGAAGCGAAUAGUACAUCUUCAAUUAGGCUGAAAUAAUGAUAUUUUAAUAAUUAUGAUUUACACCAAAUUUAAGAA